AAAGUAUCUAAAAGAUGGCUGGUGACUCGAGAAAGGAUUUCCUCAUUGCCACCACAGCAAACUAUUUUGCUGUGCCUGUUAAUGAUCCUGCGCUGAAGAAUUUACCAGACUCGCCUUCCCUGAACAGCUUUCUGGAUGAUGGAAACAGCAACGUUCUUGCUGGGAAAAUGGACCCGAAAAGUAGGGUGAAGAUGGUUGCCUUCUCAAACAAGGUGGACCCAGGAGAAAGCAAGGACAGAGUGAUUGUGUUCUUCAAGAUCCGACCUGACGUGAUCACGCCUGACAAUCUGCUCACCAACAUUGUGGUCUCCUCCAUGUUGGAUUCCCCUCUCAACACUCUUUACCAUGCCAUGCAGAAGAUUUAUUCGCCACUGCUUUGUGAGGAUGGAAAGUGGAGCAAGAACGUGGACCCCAAGUUGCAGACCCUUCUAAGUGAGUUGGAGGCGGGGCUUGGUAGUGCGCUGAGAAAGCAGGACCCCAGCUUCCGUGGGAAAGACUCUGGGGACGAAAACCUGGGAAAUAUCCUAAACCCUACGGAUGAAUUUGAAUUCUGGGCCGACAAUGCCAGGGUGGGUAAAGGCGAGGCUAAGGAAAGAGCUGCACACUUUGUUGAGCUGUUUAAACCCAUAUCAAAGGACUAUGGGGGCCUGGAUGCGAUGUCGCUCAUGGACGCCAUGGAGAUGGUGGAUAUAACGCAGGAUACGCUGGAUGACGUCUGGCGCCAGACCGACUUUGAUGCUUACCCUGAGAACAGGAUGAGACAUCUUCUGGACUGCAUUGCUGGGUCACUGGGUCGGUUUGUGCAGCGUAAACUUGCAGAGGAGAACUUGUGGACGGGACAGCUAGGCCCCAUCAAGGAUGCCCUGAGAGCAGGCGUGUCAAUCUGUGAGCGGUGGAUCACGGCAUGUGAAUCUCUGACCGGCCAGUUCUGGAAGAGAGACACGCUGCACCCCUGGAAGGGCGACAAGGUCUCCCCUGAGGGUCUCAAGAAACUGGCGGUCAGACUGGAGGAGAUCCUGGAUCUCCGUAUCGUCCACGACCAACAGUUGCGUCUGAUGACGUCACAGGAACAGAAGGAGUUGCGUGUGGACGAGGCGUUCAACCCGUUCAUGGGCCUCAAUCCCCUGCAGUACAACCCCUAUACGCAGCCCCUAUGGCAGGCAGCAGUGUCCCAGUAUGAGAGAGUUAUGGCCCCUGCUGAGCAGAAGACAGUGAGCAAGCUGCGGUCCCAGUUCCGGCAGAUGGAUGGAAAUCCACUCCAGCUUUUAAGAGAGUUCCAGAGAUACAAGUCCCUGAUCAAACGACCUGGAAUCAGCAAGGAAAUGGUGGCAGAAAGGGAGCAGUUGCUUGGCCAGCUGACGGUGAGUCAUAAGGGACUUCAACAGCAGUUCAACGAUGCUGGCAACGGCAAGCUGCCCAAGGGCAAGAACCUGCCUGAGUUUGUCAACCUCAUAGUCUUUGUGAGGCAGCUGGAAGCUAAGGUUGAGGAGAAUCUGAAAACGUCAGAGAGCCUGCUGAGUGACCUGAGUGGUUUCCAGAAGUUCCGUAAGGAGGCCACGGAACUGCGAGAUGAGAUGGUGAACUGGCGCCAGGAGACGUUUGAUGAGUGGUGCCGCGAGGUCCAGGCACUUAUUGAUGACCACAAGAAACCUCUGAGCCUGGAGACAAAUGGUCGCCUCAUGGAUCUGGAUCUCAAGACAGGAGAGCUGGUUGUGAACUACGGGGACAGGCUGGUCACGCUGAUGCGGGAGGUGCGACAGCUGACGGGGCUUGGAUUUGCUGUGCCAGCUAAGAUCCAGCACGUGGCUGCCACGGCCCAGAAGUUCUACCGGCAUGGUUGCAUCCUGAAACAGGUGGCCCAUUUCUACAACACGAUAGACCAGCAGAUGAUUGACAGCCAGAAGACCAUGAUGUUGGAGUCCGCCAAAGCUUUCGAGAGACUCGCUAAGAACCCCAAAACUGGGGCUAAGUCAAAGGGUGAGGAGGUUCAAGUGACCUGGGACAACCCUGAGGAGCUCGAGAUCUACAUCAAGAAACUGCAGGCGGCCGCCGAGAGGCUCACCUCCGAGAACAGGAAACUGAGGAAGUGUCACUACACCGUCUCAGAUAAGGUUCAGACAUUGAUGAGCGUGGACCUACUGAGACAAGACAAGAGAUGGAAGGAGGGCCUGGUGGACAUACGCCACCUCAUGGCUGACCUCGUGCAGAAGGGUUUCAUCCCGGAGCACAUGGCCCCCUGGAAGGCCCACUGGGACAGACAGCUGUACAAGGCUCUUGAGUUCCAGUACAAGAUGGGGCUGGAAGCGCUCAAUGAAAACCUGCCGGAGAUACGGGUCGACAUCACAUACAGGCAAAGACAUCUGCAGUUCAAUCCACCAUUUGAAGAGGUGAAGGCCAAGUACUUCCGGGAAAUGAAGAAGUUCAUCAGCAUCCCCAACAUCUUCAAGGGAGUGUCAGAGAACACGGAGAACCUUAUAUUUCCCGCCAUUAUCGACCGCAAUGCAGACGGCUUCUUCAACUGUUACCAGAAGGGCGACGCCCUGUUCAAACGGUUGGCAGAGGAACUGGAGAAAUUUAAGGAGUGGGUAGUUCUGGGCUCGCUGGACCUGGAUGAGUUUGUGGAGCAACAUCUCAAGGAGCAGGGGGACUGGGAGAAAAACUUCAAGGCUCUCAAGAUACGGGGCCGGGACGCAGAGAAACUACCCAAUGAGGUCAAGAUAGACUGUAUCACCGUCAACACGAUGCCAGUAAAAGCCGUCAUUGACGACCACAUCCAGCGACUGUUCGACGCGCUUCUCAACUCGCUCAGAAAGGCAAUCACCAAGGAUGUUGCAGAGAUUGAGAACUUCCUCAAUGUUUCCAUGGAAACGCUGUCCAAGCGGCCGACGAGCACGGAGGAGAUUGGCGAGGCUAACACGAAGCAUGGGGAGUUUGCCAAGCAGAGGAAACAGAUCAAGCCUCUGUUUGACACGGCUGAGUCUAAGAACAAGCUUCUGCGUUCAGUAGCAGGUGGAGGGGUGGACUCUAUCAACCAGCUGCUGGCUCGCUGGGACAAGUUUGAACUCAUGAUGGAGAGCUUCCAGCUCAUGGUUAAGGAACAGGUGGAGGUGAUGAAGAAGAGCGUGGAUGGACGCGUGAAGAAUUUCCAGGCCGAGCUGGACAAGUUUGGUGCCCGGUGGCAGCAGCUGAAGCCGGGAGACGAGGCCCUGGAGGGAGACAAGGAGAAACUGAAGGCCGCCAUUCAGGUGAUCAAGGACAAGCGACAGGAGUUUCAUGAGAUGGAGGAGAAUAGGAAGAGACUUGUGAAUGACCUUGAGCACUUUGGGAUGGUGGUUCCCUCGUUUGAGCUCGCCGACCAGAUCAACCGCAGCCUGUCCGAGUACGAGGCCAUGUGGUUCCUGCUGGAGGAGUUCAAUACAGGCCUGCAGGAACUGGCCAAGGAAGACUGGAUCUCAUUCAGGAGUAAGACGUACCUGUUUGAGGAGUUUCUUGGCGGCUGGUACGAGAAGUUGAAGGAAAGGGAGGCUACCACCAUGACUGUCCGUCUGCACAAGGACAUAGAGACAUAUAAGAAUGUGCUGCCAGUGCUGAAGUGGGUGCGUGGAGAGCCUCUGUCCCAGGACCACUGGCUGGAGCUGUUCCGGAUGCUCAAGAUGCCACGCGGUACCACCCUCGAGAAACUCAACUUCGGUCACAUCCUACAGGCCAGCGAGCACAUCAUUGCAAACGCUAAUGAACUCAAGGAGUUGAAUCAAAGGGCUCAAGGGGAGGUAACGAUACGUGAGGCGAUACGAGAGUUGGACCUGUGGGGUGCGGGUGCACAAUUUUCGCUCACAGAGUACGAGGACAGUAACAAGAACACCAUCCACCUGAUCAAAGACUGGAAGGAGCUGGUUAAUCAGGUGGGAGACAACCAGAGCCUCCUUCAGUCUUUGAAGGACUCGCCAUACUACAAGAGCUUUGAGGACAAGGCCUCUGUGUGGGAGCAGAGACUGGCGGACCUGGAUGAGUACCUGCACAACCUCAACCAGAUCCAGCGCAAGUGGGUCUACCUAGAGCCAAUCUUCGGGCGCGGGGCUCUACCCAAGGAGCAGGGCAGGUUCAAGCGGGUGGACGAUGAUUACAGAGCAAUCAUGAAGGACGUACGUCGUGACAAUAGAGUGCUCUCCCUUGUCAAUAAGACUGGAUUGCGCAAUCAGCUUACCACCAUGUUGGAUCAGCUGCAGAGGUGCCAGAAAUCACUCAAUGAGUUCCUGGAGGAAAAGCGGUCCCUGUUCCCGCGGUUCUACUUCAUCGGUGAUGAUGACCUACUGGAGAUCCUGGGACAGUCGACGAACCCGAACGUGAUCCAGACACACCUGAAGAAGCUGUUUGCGGGGAUCCACAGCGUCCAGUUUGAUGAGAACUGUCAGCACAUCAUGGCCAUGCGGUCUCUCCAGGGGGAGGUUGUACCCCUGAAGAAGAAGGUCAAGAUAGUGCCAGAGGUCGAGAGCUGGCUGGGCCGGCUGUCAGAUGAGAUGAAGGACACACUGAAGGAGCAACUGCUGGAAUGUCUGAAGGACGCCAAUCAGAGCAAAGGGGGCCUGGACCCUAACAAGUUCCCUUCACAGAUCCUAUGCCUGGCUGAGCAGAUCCGGUUCAGUCAGAACUGUGAGACGGCAAUCAAGUCUGGUAACCUGAUGAACUUCUCGCGCGAGGUCGAGUCCCAGCUGGACUCCUACACCAGCGUGAACCUUGGGGACUCAGAGACCGAGGAGGCUCAGGUCCUCGACCUCAAACUGAAGGCCCUCAUCCUGGAUACGAUCCACAACAUGGAUGUGAUCCACUUCCUGCUUAAGGCUAACAUUCGUAGUCCUGUGGAAUGGAUGUGGCAGAAACAGCUCCGGUACUAUCUGCGCAAGGACAAUGUGUGCACGAUGAGGAUGGUGGAUGCAGAGUUUGAGUAUACAUACGAGUACCAGGGGAACGCACCCAAGCUGGUCCACACGCCUCUCACCGACAAAUGUUAUCUCACUAUGACCCAGGGUAUGCACAUGGGCCUUGGAGGCAACCCGUACGGUCCAGCAGGCACGGGUAAGACAGAGUCUGUGAAGGCUCUGGGAGGGUUGUUUGGACGCCAGGUGCUCGUCUUUAACUGUGAUGAGGGUAUAGACGUCAAGUCCAUGGGUCGUAUCUUCAUUGGUCUGGUGAAAUGUGGGGCGUGGGGAUGUUUUGACGAGUUCAAUCGUCUAGAGGAGGCGGUACUCUCGGCCGUCUCCAUGCAGAUCCAGGUCAUACAGGACGCAAUCAAGAACAGGCUGCCUCACGCUGAGCUGCUGGGCAGAAACGUCAACAUUGACCACAACUCUGGCAUCUUCAUCACCAUGAAUCCGGCCGGCAAGGGUUACGGGGGUCGUCAGAAGCUGCCAGACAACUUGAAGGCGCUGUUCCGUCCUGUGGCCAUGUCCAAGCCAGACAACGAGCAGAUUGCAGAGGUGAUUCUGUUCUCGGAAGGCUUCAAGCAGGCCAAGAGCCUUGGCCGCAAGCUGGUUGCCAUCUUCAACCUCUCCAGGGAGCUGUUGUCCCCCCAGCAGCACUACGACUGGGGCCUGAGGGCCCUUAAGACGGUCCUGAGGGGCUGCGGUAACCUGCUGCAGAUGAAGAAGAAGUCCCAGUCCGGGGGUAAGAUAGAGGCCGGGGAGGAGGCGAAGCUGGUGGUCCAGGCAACACGCAUCAACACCAUCUCCAAACUGACCUUCUCUGACAGCAUCAGGUUCGAUGCCCUGGUAAAGGACGUGUUCCCAGGUAUAGAGUUCAAGGACAUUGAGUAUGAGACCCUGGCUGAGGCCAUGCGCGCCGUCUGCAAGGAGACCAACCUCGUCAUCAAUGAGAUGCAGAUCAAGAAGGCUCUAGAGUUGUAUGAGCAGCUGCGUCAGCGUACCGGUGUGGUGGUCGUGGGUCCGAGUGGCUCCGGCAAGUCAACCCUGUGGAGAAUCCUGCGCAUGGGCCUCCACAAGCUCAACAAGGUGGUGAAACACUACACUAUGAACCCGAAGGCCAUGCCUCGCACCCAGCUGCUGGGCUCUAUAGACAUGGACACCCGUGAGUGGACGGAUGGGGUGCUCACAUACAGCGCCCGCCAGGUCGUCAAGGAGCCCCAGGAGGUCCAGUCGUGGAUCAUUUGUGACGGAGACAUUGACCCAGAAUGGAUCGAGUCACUAAACUCCGUAUUGGACGACAACCGUCUGCUGACGAUGCCAUCAGGGGAGAGAAUUCAGUUUGGCCCUAAUGUCAACUUCCUGUUUGAGACCCAUGACCUCAGCUGUGCCUCGCCUGCUACCAUCUCUCGCAUGGGCAUGAUCUUCCUCAGUGAUGAGGACACGGACGUGAAGGCUCUCAUCCACUCGUGGAUUCUCACCCAGCCUCAAGCUGAACAGCAGGUGCUUGGAGGCUACAUCGAGGACUACUUCUACAAGGCCCUCGACUGGGUCCUCAAACAGAACGAUUUUGUAGUUGAGACUAGCCUAGUGGGUGUGGUCCUGAACGGCCUGUCUCACCUGAGUCACGUGCGCAACAAGUCUCACUUUGCCAUGUGCCUAAUACGGGGCCUAGGCGGGAACCUCAAUGAGGGAGCAAGGGAGAACUUCGCAAAGGAGGUGUUCCACAUGACCACGGAGAUGCCGCCAGAUUCCCGCCGACCUCUUGACACGUACUAUGAUGCUGACAUGGGCCGCCUUGCUACAUACAGCCUUGAUAACUCAGUGGACCUCACCCCAGAACAUUUCAACAAUAGCACCACUCUGCCAGUGAUCCGGACCACGGACAUUCAGCGGGCCAUGGACUUCUUCUCCCCCUGGCUGGCCCCUGACAACAAGCAGCCCUUCAUUCUUGUGGGGCCUGAGGGGUGCGGAAAGGGGAUGAUGCUGAAGCACUGUUUUGAGCAGCUGCGGUCCACCCAGGUGGCGGUGGUCCACUGUAGCGCGCAGACCAACCCCACACAUGUGCUGCAGAAGCUGAGCCAGACCUGCAUGGUGCUCAACACGAACACUGGAAGGGUCUACAGGCCCAAGGACUGCGAACGCCUGGUGCUCUACUUGAAGGACAUAAAUCUGCCAAAACCGGAUAAGUGGGGAACUUGUCAGCUCAUUGCUUUUUUGCAGCAGGUGGUGACCUACAAUGGUUUCUAUGACAACAACCUGGAGUGGGUGGGCCUGGAGGGUGUACAGAUUGUGGCCAGCAUGAACGCAGGCUCGUCACUCGGCCGACAUAAACUGACCCCACGCUUCACCUCCGUAGUGAGGAUCUGUUCAAUUGGGUACCCGGACAGAGACCAGUUGCAGUCCAUCUACAGCUCCUACCUGAAGCCCAUCCUACAGCGCCAGCUAUCACGCCACGCUGUCUGGGGCAAUGCUUCCAAGAUCCACGCCCUUGCUGGCUCCAUGGUCCAGCUGUAUGACGAUCUAAGGGCAAAGUUCACAGUUGAUGACUACAGCCACUACCUGUUCACCCCUCGUGACCUCACAAACUGGGUCCUCAGUUUCCUUAGAUACGACCUUGCAGGUGGGGCCAAAGACAAUUCUGCUGACACGGUAUUUGAGAUAUUUGCCUACGAAGCUCGUCGUUUGUUCCGUGACCGAAUUGUGGGACAGGACGGCAAGAACAAGUUUGAUAACAUGCUGCAGAGCGUGAUCCAAAGUGACUGGUCAGCAAAUAUCUUCGACAACUUAGAUAAGGAGUUCUUUGUGACCUGGGGUGCCCGCCACGACUCCACAGCACCCUCGUCGGCUGCAGGUGCCCCCCUGCCCCCCAGCGGUAAACCCCUCGGGAAACUGAGCGACGAAGACCUGAAGACCAUCAUUGAGAAAGGGAUACGUCUUUAUGAGCGUGACAAUCGUGACCUUGACAUCCUGAUAUUCCAUGAGGUGCUGGAUAACAUCUCCCGUGUUGACAGGGUGCUCACGAAGCCUGGGGGCUCCCUACUUAUGGCCGGGCGCAGUGGGGUCGGGCGCAGGACUGCAAUCUGCCUGGUCGCCCAUAUGCACCAGAUGAACCUGUUCACACCCAAGAUUUCACGCGGAUAUACCAUCAAGAACUUCAAGAAUGAUCUGAAAACAGUGAUGCAGCAGGCCGGUAUAGAUGGCUCACAGGUGGUGUUACUGCUGGAAGACUACCAGUUUGUGGACCCCACGUUCCUGGAGCUCAUCAACUCCCUCCUGUCUGCGGGCGAGGUGCCCGGCCUCUACUCACCAGAGGAGCUCGAGCCCCUACUCACCCCAUUGAGGGACAUGGCCUCAGAGGCAGGGUUCAGGGGAACACUCAUCAACUUCUUUGCUCAGAGGAUCAAGAUUAACCUUCACAUCUGCCUGAUCAUGGACUGUACGAACAGCAAGUUCAUAUUGAACUGUGAGAGCAACCCGGCCCUGUACAAGGAGUGUGCUGUACAGUGGAUGGAGGAGUGGAGUAGGGACAGCAUGGUCAAGAUUCCCUACAUGCUUCUUACUCGGCCUCCCAAGAUAGAAGGGGCCAGCAUAGGGGAGAAGAAGAGCCACAAGAGGAAGUUGUCCGGCGGAGAGGAGCUACUGAAGGGGUUCCUGCAGGUGCACGAGUCUGUGGCUGCAGCCAACAUGGGCGCCACCCCACGGCGCUACAUCGCCUUCCUGAACACGUACCAGCAGGUGUACAGCAACAAGAAACGGCGCAUUGAGAAGAGGCAGCAUCAUUUACAGGCCGGCGUGGCCAAAUUGAACGAGGCUAAGACGUUAGUGGAUGAACUGAAACGUAAGGCUGGAGAGCAGAGUACACUGCUGGCAGAGAAACAGAGUGAGGCCGACCAGGCACUCUCAAAGAUCACCGAGAGUAUGCAGAAUGCCCAUGAGCAGAAGAACGAGAUGGAGGUUCUGAAGCAGCAGGCGGCAGAAGAGAACAAAGUCCUCGACAAGAGGAAACGCGCCAUAGACAAGGAACUCGCUGAAGUGGAACCACUUGUGCAAUCAGCUCGUGCAGCAGUCGGGAACAUCAAGACUGAGUCAUUGUCUGAGAUUCGGUCCCUUCGCGCCCCGCCGCCCGUAAUUCGAGACAUUCUGGAGGGAGUGUUGAGACUCAUGGGCAUCUUUGAUACGUCCUGGGUCAGCAUGAAGAGUUUCCUGGCAAAGCGUGGUGUCAAGGAGGAGAUUCAAACGUUUGAUGCCCGAAACAUCUCGUCAGAUAUCCGAGAGAGUGUCGAGGAACUUCUAAAAAAGAAUAAGGAUUCUUUUGAUAUCAAGAAUGCCCGUAGAGCAUCUGUGGCUGCUGAGCCGCUGUGUGCCUGGGUCACGGCCAAUGUUCAGUACUCAUACGUCCUGGAGAAGAUUGAACCGCUGGAAAAGGAGCAGAACGAACUGAAGAGGAAUCUGCAAAAGGCGGAGGCUCGAAUGGAGAAACUGAGUCGAGCCCUUGACGAGGUGGACCAGAAGGUGGCGUCAUACCGACACCGCUUUGAGACUCUGACCAAGGAGGCAGCCGAACUGAAGAUUAAGCUAGACAAAGAGAAUGAGACCAUUCAAGCAGCUGAAAUGCUUGUGACAAAACUGGACGGGGAAUACCAGAGAUGGAGUAGUCAGGUGGGAGAACUCGACCAGGAGCUAAAAGAGCUGCCAAAGCGUGUUCUGAUUGCCGCUGGGUUUGUAGCGUACCUGUCCCAGGCCCCUGAAGAUGAGCGCCUCUCGUGCCUCAAGGGCUGGUGCGAGGCCCUCAACAUCCACUCGUUUGAGAUGAGGCGUUUCCUGUGCACGGAGAGCGAGCAGCUGAUCUGGAAGUCGGAGGGUCUGCCUUCGGAUGAUCUCUCGGUUGAGAACGCUAUUGUCAUCCUUCAGAUAACUGAUUUGGCCGCAGGGAGCACCUUGCGGCCAUUCCUUGUUGACCCAUCAUCAAGGGCAACAGACUGGUUGAAGGCUCAUUUGAAGGACACCAGACUGGAAGUGAUUAACCAGCAGGAUGCCAACUUCAGUACAGCCCUAGAGCUGGCAGUCAGGUUUGGCAAGACGUUGAUCAUACAGGAAGUAGAUGGGGUAGAACCAGUUCUGUACCCACUGCUUAGAGGGGACCUUGUCUCGCAAGGCCCGAGAUUCGUUGUUCAGAUUGGUGAGAAGACUAUCGACUACAAUGAGGAGUUCCGUCUGUUCCUGACAACACGUAACCCCGCCCCUGACAUCCCCCCAGACGCAGCCUCCAUCAUCACAGAGGUGAACUUUACCACCACCAAGGCUGGACUCACUGGACAGUUGCUAGCGGCGACCAUCCAGCAUGAGAAGCCUGAACUAGAGGAGAAGAAGACGGGUCUGCUGAAACAGGAGGAGGACCUAAAGAUAGAGCUGGCCAAGCUGGAGGAGUCCUUGCUGGAGGAGCUGGCCAAUGCCAAGGGAAAUAUUCUGGAGAACAAGGAGCUACUUCACUCCCUCAAUAAGACCAAGGCCAGCAGCAUCACCAUCGCAGACUCACUGGCAGAGUCUGUACGGCUACAAGCUUCACUUGACCAGGAGCGAAACAUAUAUCUUCCCCUGGCGGAGAACGGAAGUGCCCUGUACUUUGUGAUCAGCGAUCUGUCCAAGAUCAACAAUAUGUACCGCUUCAGUCUGGCCUCGUUCCUGCGUCUUUUCCAACGCGCCCUCCAAACACGCCAAGAUGGUGGCGGUACGGAACAUCGUAUCAAGCUUCUGGUUGGACACCUGCAGCAUCUUGUGUACGAGUACGUGUGUCGCUCGCUGUUCAAGGCAGAUAGGCUCAUGUUUGCUAUGCACAUGGUGCACGGGAUGAAGCCGGACAUGUUUGAAGAAAAUGAAUGGGCAGUGUUCACAGGAAUGAUCGUGGCUGACGUGAAGUCAGACCCCAGUAAGGGGCUGCCCAGCUGGAUAGAGCCAGAGAGGGCCCAAGCAGUCUCCAAUCUCAAGUCCAACCUUGGCCGUCUGUACCAAACCCUGAGCCUGGAAGACGGCAGCAUGUGGUCCAACUUCACGCGCUCGUCUCAGUGCGAACAGGAAGUGCCCUCUGCCAUCGAGAAGAAGAUCUCGCUGUUCCAGCAGGUGCUGCUGGUGCAGGCAACGAGACCUGACCGUCUGCAGAGCGCCAUGGGGCAGUUUGCUUGUCGUGCACUUAACAUGCAUGAGUUGUCUCCCCCCACUGUGAACCUCCGCAAGCUGUACGACCAUGAGACCCUCCCUGAGGAGCCGAUACUCAUAGUGAUCUCCCCUGGUGCUGACCCCUCCCAGGAGCUUCAGGAGCUGGCCAACGCCACCAUCGGACACGACAGAUACCACCAGGUUGCUAUGGGUCAAGGUCAAUCAGACAUCGCUAUGCAGCUGCUGAGAGAGUGCUCCCGCAGUGGAGACUGGCUGUGUCUCAAGAACCUUCACCUGGUCACGGUCUGGCUGCCAGUCCUGGAAAAGGAGAUCAACACAUUGAAGCCCCAUAAGGACUUCCGACUGUGGAUGACAGCAGAGGUGCAUCCCAAUUUCCCCACCAUCCUUCUACAGUCCAGCCUCAAGAUCACAUAUGAGGCACCACCUGGUGUGAAGCGGAACCUGACUCGAACCUACGAGUCGUGGAGUCCCGAGUAUGUAGCCAAGGGAGGUAACAUCGUUCGGUCCCAGGCUCUGUUUGUGCUGGCCUGGUUCCAUGCAGUGGUACAAGAACGCAGGAUGUACAUACCACAGGGUUGGACCAAAUUCUAUGAGUUUUCGCUUUCGGAUUUGAGGGCAGGAGCCGACAUCAUUGACAGACUCUGCUCUGGUCAGGAAGUGCGUUGGAAUUUCAUCCACGGCCUGUUUGAGCUGGCAAUCUACGGAGGGAGGAUGGACAACCCGUUUGACACCAGUGUGAUGAUAUCCUACCUGGAGCAGUUCUUUGACCCAUCAAAUCUUGCCCCUGGGGCCAAGAACAAACGUAUGGGACCUCUGCGUUUGCCAACCUCGACCAACUUUCGGGACUACACUGAUGUGAUUCACGACCUGCCAGAGUUUGACAAGCCGUCCUACUUUGGACUGCCAGAGAACAUCGAGCGGUCGGCCCAGCGUAUCAUCAGCAGUCAGGUGAUCUCCCAGCUGAAGGUCCUGCAGCGGGCCAAUGUAAAGGCCAGCAAGUUUGACAAGGAGGUGUGGGCAAAUGAGCUGGGACCCAUCCUCAAUAUGUGGAAGAAACUCAACUCUGGCGUGAACCUGAUCCAGGUGAAGGUGGCGCCCCCUGUGGAGAAAUCUGGCAGCGAGUCCCCGAUCAUCUCGUUCAUUCUACUGGAACGGUUCAACGCGAUCAAGCUGGUACAGACGGUGCACCAGACCCUGGCCUCUCUCAGCAAGGUCAUACGGGGGACCCAGCUGCUCAGUAAGGAUGUGCAGGAACUCGCUGCAGCGCUGCUCAAUCAAGAGACACCGCUGUCCUGGCAGGCCAAGUGGGACGGCCCUGAAGACCCAAUCCAGUACCUGAGUGGGCUGGUGUCGCGGGCGGUGGCCGUACAGAGCUGGGUAGACAAGGCCCAGAACGGUUCCUUGCUCCGGGACACACUGGACCUCUCAGAGCUCUUCAGGCCAGACACCUUCCUGAACGCACUCAGGCAACAGACUGCUAGGGACUUGGGUUGCUCAAUGGACAGCCUCAAGUUCUGCUGCAGCUGGAAGGGGUCACUGCAAGGGGCCAAGUUCAAUGUGAAGAUAGGGGGCCUGCAGCUUGAGGGCUGCAGCUUUGAUGGCUCCCGUUUGUCAGAAAACCAGAGGGACUCCCCCAGUAUCUCCGCCAUACCCCCCUGUGUGGUGGCCUGGGUCAAGGACGAUGCACCAGACCCAUAUGGUGUAGACGAGACAAUAUCCAUCCCCAUUUACUACAGCGCCGACCGGGAUCGCAUUAUCACCAAGCUGAACGUGCCUUGUGGUGGGAACAAGUCCGUCUGGAUCCAGUGUGGAGCUGCACUCUUCCUGAAAGCUCAUUAAGGAAGAUCAAUGGGAUCUUUUAAAUUUUGACUGGGAUCAUUUAAAAAUUGACUGGGAUCAUUUAAAAUGUGACUUGGAUUGUUUGAAAUGUGACUGGGAUCAUUUCAAAUUUGACUGGGAUCUUUUCAACGGGGAGCAUUUUACAUGUUCUAAAUCAAAAUCUGCCCUUUUUCUGAUUAAUGAAGCCACACCACUUUUGUUUAUUAAGUUUAAGUUUGAAAUUUGACUUGAAUUGCUUGAGUUUAAAAUAGAAUGAAUUGAAAUUUGAUUGGGAUCAUUUCAAAUUUGAAUAUGAUCAUUUGAUAUGUUUCUGGGAUGUUUUUGCAAAUUAACUGGGAAUUUUAUUUUUAUUUUGUCUGUGAAGUCUAUCCAGAUUAUUUGAAAAUUGACUGGUAUUAAGUUAAAAUUUAGUGUGAUUGUAUGAAAUUCUUGUUUAGGUAAAAAUCUUUUUGCUUGAAUUAUAUUAAACGCUACUCGAAUUGUGUGAACAUUAAAUUAUCUGAAAGUGUUUUUGAUAUAGAUUGCUGUGAUGUGUUAAGUUUUGGCAACAAGUCAACAAUGAUUUGCAUUGUGAUGUUUGAACCAUGUAGCUCUUGUCUUAUUGAAAUGUUUCUCUUGUUGUGUGUGUGUUAGUUUAUUUAUUUAUUUGAGGAGUCAAUGCUAGUGAGUUAACAUUAUUGUGUGCAUGCACAUUUGUUAUUGUUUUUAUUUGUUAAUGAACUACUAUUAUUUACAUAAUUAAAUUAAUUUUAAGAUAAUGCAAAUAACCACUUAAACCACAACUUUUCUCAUUUCCUGCACUUUAGGUAAUGGUCAAAAUCUGUGAUUCAUAUGGCACUUUGAAAUUUGAUGCAGAUCCAUCAGAGCAAUUAUAAACAUAGCUCCUUAGGGAAAAAUGAAAGAAAUGUAUUUAAUUCAACAAUUUCUAAUGUAUCUGUCUAUUUUGUUUUCAGUCUUUUGACAUUAGCAUGUUUAAAAUAAGUAAAUAUUGCCAAAAUCUUAAUAUAUGCAUUGGCAACCGUUUGAAUUAAAAAUAAAAAAAUUGAAAUGAUUUUUAAGAAAUUCUUAAAUCUAGUCUUCUCUCAGGAUCUUUGUGAAAACUAAACCUGAAUGUUGUUAUCAAGGUCAUUUAUAAUUGAUCUGGUCUCUGGGUAAACCUGGGCUUAUGCAUCUAUGUGCGUAAAGUAUCAUCCCAUACUUGUCUGGUUGGACUGCAGACUUUUAUUUCUGAAUUUAUGGACUUUUUUGUUUAAAGGAAGUCUCUUUUUUACAAACAAUCCAGUCUUGUUGGAAAGUAUUGUGUUUUGAUGAUAAUUUAUGCUCAAUCAUUAAGCUCAGUUCUCCCAGAGACUGGCUGAAUUUAUGACAUUCUUAAAUUCUGUCAACAGGCCAUUCUGUAAGGUUGUCUGAGAGAAUUCCUUGCUAUAUAUUUGCAUUACACAAAUUUUGGCAUCCUUUGAAUCCGUCUAAUAAUUACUAAACAUUCCUUUUUAAAAUUACAUAUUAUCAACAAUUUGAUAUUCAAAUACAGUUCACACACUUGUAAUUGGUAUGUUAAUGUCUGUAUACAUUUUAAAUACAAAAUAUUUCUUUACAUUUUGUUUACAUUCAAAAAUGAUGCAUGUUAAGUAUUUUACCAACACAUUCUAUUAAACAAACAUGAAACUUAAA
Dreissena polymorpha is the source of this 14603-nucleotide messenger RNA. Its product is annotated as cytoplasmic dynein 2 heavy chain 1-like. NCBI's taxonomy places the organism in Eukaryota, Metazoa, Mollusca, Bivalvia, Myida, Dreissenidae. The record is from RefSeq and is a predicted model, not a curated record. Gene Ontology annotation, cellular component: dynein complex. Gene Ontology annotation, molecular function: minus-end-directed microtubule motor activity; dynein light intermediate chain binding; ATP binding. Gene Ontology annotation, biological process: microtubule-based movement.